ACAGGGUGAAGGUGAACCCUGGCUCCACAUGCCAGCUUUGAGUACUAAACAUCCAUCCAUGCAGAAUGUCUGAUUGUUGAACUUUUACAUUAUUUUUCUAAAGACGUCCACAAACUCUCAUUUCCUACUCCAUCUACAACACCAAAAAUAACUGAAUCCUCAAAGACUACUUUUAUAGAUACCAUUUAUGCAUCAUACAAUCGCAGUCUCCAAUUGGUUUAUUCCUUUAUUAAUUUUUCAUUUUAUUUGCUCAUUUCACCUGUUGAACCAUCCAUGGGGUCCAUUUUACUUCAAAACUCUACUUCGUCCAACUCACCUCAUUUUAAUGUCCACUUUUCCAUACCUGUAUGGGUCAAUUGAAGGUAAUUAAUUCUGUCCUACCAAAUUUUAAACCAUCUCACUAUAGAAACCAGUCUGUUGACAUUGUUUUGUUUGCUAGUUUCCUUUGUGUCAUGAUUCACAAUGAAAAGAAAUACAACCAUUAAAAAAAUCAAUAUAAAGUGUUUCAGGUGAAGAUGUUAAGUAAUUUGAACUUCGCGUUAAUAAGAGAAAAAUCAAUACUUUUCGCAAAUAACUUAUUCAAAACAACUUGCUUGCUUUUCUCAGCUGCUUGUAAACUCUUUCUGUGGAUAUAAUUGUAAAAACUUUACACAAAUCCCAACACAAAUCUGAAAUCAAUCCUCGGUCAAGUCUGUAUUUGGAUAAGUCUUAACAAACAUGUUAAAGAAACGAGAUGGAUUUGUCUUGCUGUUCAUAGUUGUUACCCUACAAACUAUAACAGAAAUUAAUAGCAGGAAGAUGAAAUCAUCUAACCAGCACCAAGAGAUUAAAAACCUGGCUGCAUCAAUUGAUUAUUUUACAUCCAGCCUUUUUCAAGAUAUGGUCAUAGGAAUCAACGAAAAUGUCUUCAUGUCCCCCUUCAGUGUUGCUACCAUUUUAUCAAUGGUUUAUUUGGGAGCAAAACAAAACUCAGCUGAACAGUUGAAAAAUGUUUUGAAUGUAACUUCAACACCAAAUGCAUUAGCUUUGGCUUAUAAAAAAUAUUUUUCAGUUCAGAAGAAUUCAAAUGAAGCUAACAUGAGUAAAUCGGUAAAUCGUUUGUAUGUUGAUGAUAAAUUCCCAAUAUUGAAAAGCUAUAAGCACAAGAUUUCAAACUAUUUUUUUACGGACAUUAAAAAUGUAGAUUUCAUAAAAAAGGCUGAAAGAAUAAGAAUUGAUAUUAACAAGUGGGUUAAGAAAGAGACUUAUAACGAAAUCACAGAUCUGUUACCAAGUAAAAGUUUGUCCUCUGAUACAGUGCUACUUCUCGUUAAUGCCAUGCACUUUGAAGGAAUGUGGGCUGAAAGAUUCCCAGAAAAAGUAACGUCAUCUAGAGAGUUUCAUUUAAGUUCUGGCAAGACUAUAUCUUAUGAUUCUAUGUUUAUAUCUGAAGAUUUUAAUACAAAAAUAAGCCAUAACUAUAAAGCUGUAGAGUUACCUUACAUGGGGGAGAAAUUUAGUAUGUUUGUAAUUCUUCCUAAUAAAAUGGAUGGUCUUGCUGCUUUAGAGAAGGAAAUUAAUGCAGAAUUUCUCAAAGAAAUUAAAGAGAGAAAAGGGUUUAAACAAUUAUCUCUCGAGUUAUAUUUACCAAAGUUUCAUUUUCAAAGUGCUUUCGAGUUAUCAGAUACUUUACAAAAUCUUGGUCUUUCUGAUAUUUUUGAUGCCAGCAAAGCCAAUUUAUCAGGAAUAAGUAGUCGGAAGAAUUUGUAUGUGAAUAAAUUCUUUCAUAAAACAUUUAUUGAUGUAAAUGAAAAAGGAACAGAAGCUGCAGCUGCAAGCGGAGAAGUGGUAAUUAAUCCAGUAUCAGCCCAGACGGGAACAAUAUUUGAUGUUAAUCACCCCUUCAUAUUUUUAAUUGCUGAUAGAAGAAUUAAAAUGAUUUAUUUCAUCGGCAAGGUAACAAACCCAGCAGAUUAAAAACGUUUCCCUUCCCAUCACCCCAUCAAAAAAUGGUAAUAUGAUAGACCUUACAACAUUAUAGAGUCUUAGAAUUUUAACAAAGUAGAUUUGAUUGAAAUUAUUCAAAAACUCUAUAUGGAAUAUCAAAUAAAAAGUUUUAAAAAUACAUUGAAAGCUA
Molecule: messenger RNA, 2116 nt
Organism: Octopus bimaculoides (California two-spot octopus)
Lineage: Eukaryota; Metazoa; Mollusca; Cephalopoda; Octopoda; Octopodidae
Product: serpin B3
Molecular function (GO): serine-type endopeptidase inhibitor activity
Source: RefSeq, a predicted model, not a curated record